This is a messenger RNA of Leptopilina boulardi, 652 nucleotides long. RefSeq lists its product as uncharacterized. The record is from RefSeq and is a predicted model, not a curated record. Lineage: Eukaryota; Metazoa; Arthropoda; Insecta; Hymenoptera; Figitidae. The coding region runs from base 114 to 551 and encodes 145 amino acids. The transcript has 4 exons.
UAAAAAGUGUUGUCUUGAAUAUCAUAAAAUGGUGAGCACAGUCUGAUAAGGCACCAGUUUUAAAGUGACGUUCAAAGUAGGAGGUAUAAGUGAGUACCAGAAAUAUAAAAAUCAUGCCUGGAUACAAAUGGGUCAGAUACACAGGAGCACGUUACUGUGUGCCAGGAAUGGUCUCAGUUGGUAGGGAUCUCGAUGGUUCUAACAUAGUCGUAGGACGUGCCAUGUUCCAAAAUGAUGUCAUCCCUGCGAAGGUCAAACCGGAACAUGGUGUCGCUUAUGUUUGUCAUGGGGGAAGGGAACACUUGAUGCAUGAUUUUGAGGUGCUAAUGCCAGCUGAUUUUCAUUGGAUUCAUUCUCAUAAUGGAUUCAUACCACAUGGAGCAGUGGAAUCUGGUAGGACAUCAAAUGGAGAGACUCUUUAUACUGGACGAGUUUAUCAUAACGGAGUUCUUACUGCCGGAAAGGUACAUCCUAGUCACAAGGUUCUCUACAUCCCAUUCGAUGGAAAAGAAAUUCCUUACAGAGAAUAUGAAAUUCUUGUACAGAGUUGAAUUUCUUUAAUAAAAAUGUUAGAAAAAUAAUUAUAAAAAAAUUGACUGUAUUAUAAUACAUAUGUAUAAAUAUAAUAUAAAUAAAUUAAAAUUAAAAAUUA